CAAAAGAACGAAAUUGAGGAAGCACAAAAUCGGAUUGGGCGUUUGACCGGACUGGUGAAGAACCAGACCUCCACAGAGCGAAGCGAGGAGGUGGAGGAAGAACACCGAGAAAGACUCGCUUCACUGAAAUCCCCAGCGGCUUGACGCCAAUUUCUUGCAUUCUGCAUUCAUAUCUAACCUCAAUUUCUCAAUCCUCUACUCACUUCAGCAGCCGGCCAUGUUUCAACAAAACAAUAUGCAGCUGGCUAUUCGGAUUCCGACAUCGCCCGCUCAAGAUUCUUCACAGUAUAUGCAAGUCGAUCAGAGCGACAAGUCUUUAGUAAUGAGCGGUGAUAUGCAAAAUGGGGGAUUCACGCAUUCGGAAUACAUCUUCAACUUCUCCAAGAAACUUGAAGAGGAUUUACAGACGUUUGGCAUGAAAAUAAAACAGCACGAGGAUAACAUUAAAUUUCUCAAGACUCAGAAAAACAAAUUAGAUGAAUCGAUCCUCGAUUUGCAAAGUAUUUUGUUUACUAUUUGUGUGUUAGAACUUAUUGGUAUUCCCUUUUCUUUUGUUUUGUAUAUCCACUUAGAAUUUCAUUUAGUUAUUCUAGGCAAGUAUCAUUCUUCUGGCACACCUGUGGCUGAAAACGAGGUUCAUUCCCAUCCUCAAAGCGAAGAGGAAACGAUGGAACAGAUUAUGCGGCAGGAAAAGUCUGCUGCUGGCAUUAUAUGUAGAUUGAACACACAUCAUGGUAUUCAGGCUUACAACAUUACGUUGACCAAGGAUGUAUUGGGAAUUGUUGCUCGACUUGGAAAAGUUGAUGAUGAUAACUUUGGCAGACUGCUCUCGGAGUACCUGGGAAUGGAAACUAUGCUGGCAAUUGUCUGUAGAACGUAUGAUGGAGUUAAGAUGUUAGAAACAUACGACAAGGAAGGUUGCAUAAACAAAAGUUCUGGCCUUCAUGGUCUUGGUGCUUCAAUUGGGAGGAACUUGGAUGGCCGGUUUCUCGUAAUUUGUCUUGAACAUUUGAGACCGUAUGCUGGUGAUUUUAUUCCUAAUGAUCCACAAAGGAGGCUUGAUCUUCUAAAGCCAAGAUUACCUAACGGGGAGUGUCCACCUGGCUUUGUUGGCUUUGCUGUUAACAUGAUCAAUAUUGAUAGCACACACUUUUGUUUUGCAGCCAAUGGAUAUGGUCUCAGGGAGACCCUGUUCUAUUCUCUCUUUUCUCGUCUUCAAGUAUAUAAAACAAGAGCUGACAUGCUACAAGCUCUCCCUUGCAUAAGUGAUGGUGCACUUUCUUUAGAUGGAGGAAUAAUCAAGGCUAAUGGUCUUUUUUGCUUGGGCAAUCAGGAAGAUGUUCAGUUGAGAUUUCCGAAGGCCUCAAUGAAAUCAAGCCUGCCUGAAAGCUACAUUGAAUCUGAGAGGCAGAUGAAAGAGCUCAAGUGGAAAAAGGAAAAGAUGAUUGAAGAUAUAAAGAGAGAACAAGCAUUACUGAACAAUUCUAAGCUCAAUUUCGAUAGGAAAAAGGCAGAGUUUCUAAAGUUCCUUGCUGAAAGUUCAUCAUACGCGGCUCAGCAACAACUCUCAGUCAAGCCGGAGAGGUUGACACCACGAUGAAAUUUGCUGUAGAAAACACCAAGUUUUCCACAGAACAACUUGGAGAAGGAGCUGUCAGCUGCAAUAUUUUAACCUGAGAAAAUGCACAAGCUUCCUAUUUCAUUUUUGAGGUAAAUAUCUUAUCUUAUGGUUUAGCUGAAGAAUUUCAAGGAAAUGGAAUAGGAGGCUGUGACAUCUGUAGUUCCUCACUAGAUUAGGCAUUUUUUUUAGUGCUCACUGUCCAGAUUUAUUGAAACUAAUGUUGUUUAGCUGAAGAGACAACCGUUCUCUUGCACUGGAUGAUCGUUAAGUGUUAGCGUAACAUAGUUUAAAUGGUCAAGUCAUAUUCUCCCGAAUAAGAAGUCAAAUGGGUCUUUGUCGUCGGACUCUUUAACUGAAGAGACAAUGACGGUUAGUAUUGGUCAACUUUGUCAUAGUUUAAGAAAAGCCUCUAUUAGGAUCGUCAAGUGUUAAAAGUUUAAAUAUUUGUGUUCUCCUA
Molecule: messenger RNA, 2078 nt
Organism: Cucurbita pepo subsp. pepo (vegetable marrow)
Lineage: Eukaryota; Viridiplantae; Streptophyta; Magnoliopsida; Cucurbitales; Cucurbitaceae
Source: RefSeq, a predicted model, not a curated record